ACCUCGCUGCUUAUAUUAACAGCGUACAGGGCACACUGAUCUACAGAAAUAAACAUCAUAGCUAACGCACUCGUUUGUUUGAACAAGGUCAUAAUUUAGUCUUAAGGUUUCGACAAACGUGCAGAGGUGUUAUUUAAAGCUUUAAGAUGCCGACAUUAGCUUACUGGAAAAUUCGCGGGCUUGCUCAGCCAAUCAGAUUACUCCUAACAUACGCGGGGGAGGAGUUUGAAGACGUGCAGUAUGAACAAGGGGAUGCUCCGGAACUCAGUCGAGCAGCUUGGACGGACGUCAAACCAUCUUUCAAUGACAUUCUUGACUUUCCUAAUUUGCCGUACUACAUCGACGGAGAUGUGAAAAUCACCCAAAGCAAUGCCAUUCUGAAGCACGUGGCCAGGAAGCAUAAACUAGACGGCGCAAAUGAUACGGAGAAAGCGUAUGUUGAUUUCAUGCUGGACCAGGCAAUGGACCUGAGGAAUGGCGUUGUUCGGCUCUGUUACAAUAAAGACUACGAGAGCUUGAAAGAGGACUACUUCAAGAACGUCCAGCCAAUGUUGGCGCUAUUUGAAAAGAAGCUUGGGAACAACGACUGGUUCGUCGGGAAUAAGCCGACUGUAGCAGAUUUCCCUAUGUACGAGUUACUGGACCAGCAUCUGAGAAUGAAGGCCGACAGCCUUGACGCUUGCCCGAAACUUAAGGCUUUCCUGCAGAGGUUUUCUCAGCUGCCAAAAGUCAAAGAAUACCUGGCGCAGGAUAAAGUGAAAAAUAUGCCCAUCAACAACAAAUCUGCCGCGUUCAAAUGAUCAACAUGUUUCUUGGAUACGACAUUAAGUUAACGUUAUCUUAGCGUUUAAAACCCGGAUAAUUUAAAUGCUACCAGCCAUAGAAUAGAUAGUUGGCAAAACGUUAUUAGUUUGGUUGAUUUAGGUUUACAGUUCUAGUUUUCUUUAGUUAGAUUUUGUAGUCAACAUGCCGUCAGAAAUAUUCUAUACAUACAUGCAGAGUUAUAAAAAAAUAUAAUUUGUAUUCAUUCAAGUAUUACUUAUAUAUAUAUAUAUAUAUAUAAGUAUUAUCAUUUUCAACGAAUCCAAUGGUUGUAAGGUUAUUGUUUGUUAUAACUUGAGUGAGUACAGUUCUAAAAUAAACUGUAAACUGAUA
Mya arenaria is the source of this 1155-nucleotide messenger RNA. Its product is annotated as glutathione S-transferase Mu 4-like. The record is from RefSeq and is a predicted model, not a curated record. Gene Ontology annotation, biological process: glutathione metabolic process. The transcript is spliced from 7 exons. Bases 147 to 800 code for a protein of 217 amino acids. Gene Ontology annotation, molecular function: glutathione transferase activity. NCBI's taxonomy places the organism in Eukaryota, Metazoa, Mollusca, Bivalvia, Myida, Myidae.